Molecule: messenger RNA, 1194 nt
Organism: Penicillium samsonianum
Lineage: Eukaryota; Fungi; Ascomycota; Eurotiomycetes; Eurotiales; Aspergillaceae
Exons: 4
Coding region: 1-1194 (397 amino acids)
Molecular function (GO): O-methyltransferase activity
Source: RefSeq, a predicted model, not a curated record
AUGACAAUCACAACACCCUUUCACUGUUUGGUCAACCGUCUCGGCCAAAUGGCCUUGAAAGAAGCCUCGGAGCCAUCUCCACAAGCCCACUUCGAGCUAUUGCGAAUGAUCGACCAGCUCAGGUCUGCAGUGGAAACGCCGACAGAAACCGUGUUGCGUCUGAUUUACCAGCCUCCUCAAAAUGCCGCGUUGCGCGUUGUCAUUGAUUUGGGCAUUUUCGCCAUGCUUGUGGAGAAGCGACACAGAGGAACGGGACUAUCAGCCGCUCAGCUGGCAGACUAUACGGGCGCCGAGCAUGAUCUAAUUGUCCGACUUAUGCGCGUUAUGGCUUCUCUUGGGCUGUGCGUCACACCGACCCCCGAGCUCUAUGUUGCCAAUGAGAAGACAGUGGCACUGACUCAGCCGAUUGGGAGAGAUGGAAUCCCAUGCAUAUAUGAUAUUACCUUUCCAACCUUGAGCAAGCUCCCGGAGUACCUGCGCUCCCAUGGCUAUGCCAACCCCCAGGAUUAUGCUCAGUCUCCUAUGCAGUGGGCCGUUGGACAGAGUCAGUUUGAGUGGCUUUCGAGUCGUCCGGAGCAGCAGGAGCUCUUCAACUCGUACAUGGCUGGUCGUCGAGAGGGUAGACCGAUGUGGUACGAUAUAUACCCAGUCGAGCGACUGUUUGGCCAUGCCGUGCCAUGCAAAGACACGGUCUUCCUGGUAGACAUUGGUGGCAAUCAAGGGCAUGAUCUGGGUAAAUUCCGUCGAGAAUAUGGCCAUUUGCCGGGCAGAAUAGUGCUGCAGGAUUUACCAAACGUGGUUGACGGGGUUGAGGGUGAGAGCGUAGGAAUCCAGGUGAUGGGAUACAAUUUCAUGGAUCCUCAACCCGUCAAAGGUGCCCGUGCGUACUACUUUCGUUCCAUCUUCCAUGACUGGGAUGACCACAUCAGUCGGAGGAUUCUCCGAAAUACGAUGUCAGCGAUGGCGCCGGACUAUUCUCGAAUUCUCAUUGUUGAUUUCGUCCUGCCAGACACCGAUACGCCCCUGAUGCAGGCUUCGCUUGAUAUCCAGAUGAUGAGUAUUGGAGCCGGUGUCGAACGGUCGGAACGACAGUGGAGAGAUCUCUUGCAUAGCGCCGGGCUGGAGAUCACAGGGAUUUGGAAUCAGAGCCCGGCGAUGGAGUCGGUGAUUGAAGCAGUUCCAAUGUUGAAAUAG